Messenger RNA from Eptesicus fuscus (big brown bat), 702 nucleotides. It is a transcript of the gene KLRF1, whose product is annotated as killer cell lectin like receptor F1. The record is from RefSeq and is a predicted model, not a curated record. The transcript is spliced from 6 exons. Lineage: Eukaryota; Metazoa; Chordata; Mammalia; Chiroptera; Vespertilionidae. The coding region runs from base 1 to 702 and encodes 233 amino acids.
AUGCAAGAUGAAGAAAGAUACAUGACAUUGAAUGUGCAGUUGAAAAAAAGGAGUUCUGGCCAAACAUCCCAACUUAAAUUUAAAGAUUUUUCUGUGAGGUUACACUGGUACAAAAUCUUAUUGGGAAUAUCUGGAACAGUAAAUGGUAUUCUGGUUUUGACUUUUAUCUCCCUGAUUCUUUUGGUUUCUCAAGGAGUGUUGCUAAAAUGUCCGAAAGGAAAUAAUUCAAAUAUCACCCAGCAUGAUGAUAUUGGAAACCUGAGAAUGAAGAGUGACACAAGAGGAACUAUAAGUACUAAAGACGCAGACCACAAUGCUUCAAGUGCUACAGACCAUAGAGGAUUGUGCCCAUCAGAAUGGCUCAAAUAUCAAGAAAAGUGUUAUUGGUUCUCUAAUGAAUUAAAAAGUUGGAGUGACAGUUAUGGGUAUUGUCUGGGAAGAAAUGCUCAUCUAGUAAUAAUUCAGGACCAAUUUGAAAUGGCUUUUCUACAGAAAAACUUAAAACAAUCAAAUUAUGUGUGGAUUGGACUUAACUUUACCUCCCAGGAGAGAACAUGGAACUGGGUGGAUGGUUCUCCAUUAGCUUCAAAGAUAUUCUUCAUAAAAGGACUAGCUACCGAAAACAGCUGUGCUGCCAUCAAGGGAAACAAAAUUUACUCUGAAGCCUGCAGCAGUGUUUUCAAAUGGAUUUGUCAAUGUUAA